Messenger RNA from Aphis gossypii (cotton aphid), 1678 nucleotides. RefSeq lists its product as uncharacterized. Lineage: Eukaryota; Metazoa; Arthropoda; Insecta; Hemiptera; Aphididae. The transcript is spliced from 4 exons. Gene Ontology annotation, molecular function: A2-type glycerophospholipase activity; structural molecule activity. The record is from RefSeq and is a predicted model, not a curated record. The coding region runs from base 210 to 674 and encodes 154 amino acids. Gene Ontology annotation, biological process: arachidonate secretion; phospholipid metabolic process.
AGUUUAGUGGAUACACGUACGAAUGUAAUACAUACGAGAUCGCGUGUUAGUUUUCACAUAGACGUAGCAGUGGUCGAAGCGCAAGACGCUCCUAGGCUACAACUAUAUCGUUACCGUAUAGGUACUAUCGAAUUAAUUUUCGCGGCUCAUUUUAGUUGAUUUUCUUUCAAUACUUUUUUAUUUCAACGGUUUUAAAAUUGAUUUAAUCAAUGGUUUUAAAAUUCAUUCCAGUGCAUUUAUUAAUUUGGUUUACAUUUAAUUGCCAUGUACAGACAAAAUCAAGAGAAACUCAUUUUCCUGGUUAUCAUUUCUGUGGACCGGGAACGGAAUUUUUGGAACGGAUUGCUCGCGGUCAGCUUGGCAUCAAUAAGCUAGACGAAGCGUGCCGAUUACAUGAUUGGGUUUAUACAAACAGUACAGAUUUAAAACUGAGAAUGGAAGCCGACAAAAAAUUGGAAACACAGGCAUGGGAACGAGUGAUAGCAAAGGAUAGCAGCUACAAGGAGAAAUUCGCUGCAUGGAUGGUGACAAACGUCAUGAAAGUGAAACGAAAGUGGAAUAGUCGACGUCUGCAACGGGAAUUUGGUAAAAAACCUAGUGAACAAUUAUCUCCGACGAUCAAAAAACCUCGGAGUUCAACUGACGACCAUCACAAAACUUGGUUCCGGUUUUGAUUUGGAAAAGAAUUACAUCAAAAUUAAGACAAUUAUGUUUGCAUUAAAGUAAUACUUAUAAUAAGCAUUAUUAUCAAGAACAAAUUGGCAAACUAUAAUAUCGUUGAACCUUGAAAUUCAAUAGGUAAUGGAAUGAUGUUUAGCAACUACACGCUGUGAUAUUAUUUUUAAUUAAAUACAUCUUUUUUUAUUAUUAUUCUUUACGUAUUAUUAUUAGUUUAAAAGCAAAAUAUAAGUUUUGAAUAAGAUAACAAUAAAUCUAAAACGUUUGUUUCUGAUAUGUGUUAGACUUUGUACUAAUCUCGAAUAUUGCCUACAUAAUUAUAUGUAAUUCAAUAAUAUUUUUAACAUUCAUGCUUAUUUAUUAUAAUAUAUAAUAAUGUAUGUCUUUAUUAUAUUAUAUAUGUAAGUACCUAGUCAAUGUAAAUUGUUAAUAUAAUUGUUUUUUUUUUUUUUUAUGACAAAAUCUGUUUUUAGUUAUAUUUAUGGUAUUAUUAUAUAAAUUACGUAUAACAUAAUAUGUAUAAUUAUUUAUUAUAGUUGUUAUAUUUACUUAUAAGAUUUUUUUAAUAACAUUAUAUUGAUUUUUUUUGCAAAUUUUUUUAUUUAUUCUAUCUUGGAUGGUUUAUAACAAACUAUUUAAUUUUUUUAAUUUUAUUAUUUUCAUCAAAAUGCAAUGAUUAUUAUUGUAAUAAUAUUGUCUAUACGCUACGCCGUGAUACAUUACAUUAUUAAUAUUAUGAUUAAAAAAUAAGCUAGUUGGCAACUCAGGAAAUUGAGACCGGUUGUUGAGAACUUAUAUCAUCAUUCAUCACCUUGCUUCAAUCGCCUUGAUUUCAGAUAGUUGUAUAAUAGCUGUAAUAAAUUUGAAAUAAAUUAUAAACAAUUGAAGAAUACUGUAAAUAGAUCAUUUCACAAACAUAAAGAGUUUUAACUUUAAACAUGAAAUAUUAUAUAAUAUUAUAAUACGAAGUAUCUUUAAUAAAAUAUAAAUUUUACUCGGC